This is a messenger RNA of Mytilus trossulus (common blue mussel), 1450 nucleotides long. RefSeq names its product G patch domain and ankyrin repeat-containing protein 1-like. Lineage: Eukaryota; Metazoa; Mollusca; Bivalvia; Mytilida; Mytilidae. The record is from RefSeq and is a predicted model, not a curated record. The transcript is spliced from 2 exons. Gene Ontology annotation, molecular function: nucleic acid binding; protein binding. The coding region runs from base 110 to 1150 and encodes 346 amino acids.
UGUAAAUAAAAGCCGAUUUGGUAACGUUUAGUUUAGAGGAAAACCGAUUUAAAGAUUAACUCUUAACAGCAGCAUACAUGUAUGCAGUUUAGGUGGUUAAUACUUUAAGAUGGAAUGGAUGAAAGGAGAGUAUUCCAAGUUGAUAAGUUUUGUCUCGGCAUCAAGUGAUGACAGAAGUAGGAAAAGGAAAACUGAAAACAGGAAAGUAAAUAGAAAUUUAGAGGGAACAGAAGUAAAGAAUUUUUAUGAAGAAAUUAUAAAUGAAGAAAGCUCAGCUUCUGUAAAAAGUGAUGAAAUACAGACAAGUAGAGAAAAAGUGUGUCCGGGAAAAAGAAAGAAAGAUAAUAGUUGUUCUAAAACACAAGUGAUUAGAUCAGACAUUACCCAUAUAGAUAUUAACAGGUAUUUAAGAUAUGCCCAGGAAGGAAAUUUAAGACUGUUAAAGGUACAGAUUUCAAAAGGUGUUCCUGUUGAAAGUCAUGAUCGAUAUGGCUGGUCUGCUUUAAUGUGUGCGGCACACUCUGGUCAGUUAGAUAUUGUAAAAUAUUUAUUAUCAGCUGGUCUCAAAACAGAUAUAGUUGAUAGACAUAACCAAAGUGCUUCUGACAUUGCACGCUUGGCUGGAUUCACAAAUAUAUCAGAAUUCAUUGAAACCUGGAAACCUGGAUCAAACCAGGUCAAUUUUCCAAUAGAAAAACGCAAAUACAGCUGUGAAUCAUUUUAUUGUGACAUUUGUAAACAAAAAUUUACAGAAAGUUCUGUGAAAAAUCAUGAAAGCUCUAUGGUUCAUAUAUUCAACUCUAAAAAGAAAGCAAAGGACGAUCCGUUUCUAAUUCCAUCUUCCAAUAGAGGUUACAGGAUUAUGUUAAAAAGUGGUUGGGAUGGCAAGGAAGGAUUAGGAUCAGAAGGACAAGGUCAAAGAUAUCCAGUUAAAACAGUUUUGAAACAAGAUAGAAAGUGCCUUGGUUCUGAAAAAGGAGAAAAACCUAAAAUAACUCAUUUUAAUGCUAAUGACAAGAUGGCCAUUACAAAGAACCCAGAGAGGAAAUUGUCAAAGCGAGGCUUAAGUAGAAAAGACCAAAAACAAAAAUUGAAAAAACAAAAACAGUGGGAAAGAAAUUUAAGGACAUCUAUGUCACUUGAUUUUUGACGUUAACAAAGGCAACAACUUAUACAUUGCAGCUAUAUUUAAUUAAGAUUUGAACACAUAUUUUAUGAUGUCCUCCUUUAUGCUAGAAUACAAUGUUGAAACUGAAGUGUUACAUUUCUUAAUUUUAUUUCAAGUUCUGCACUUUUACUGCAUACCCAAACAUGUUUCAUUUGAUUAGCUGUCCUGGACCAUAUUGUGACUACAUGUAUGUGAGCAAUGACAAUCACUUUGCAUCAGUCAGAUAUUUUAUCUUUUUAAUCUGCUUGCCCCAAGUUUAAAUAAAAUGAUAAAUACUUUGUA